Cladophialophora immunda is the source of this 1344-nucleotide messenger RNA. RefSeq lists its product as uncharacterized. Gene Ontology annotation, molecular function: RNA binding. The record is from RefSeq and is a predicted model, not a curated record. The transcript is spliced from 4 exons. Lineage: Eukaryota; Fungi; Ascomycota; Eurotiomycetes; Chaetothyriales; Herpotrichiellaceae. Bases 254 to 874 code for a protein of 206 amino acids.
CUGCGAACGGUCAUCAACCCGUCACUGCAUUUUCACCCUCCAGACGUGCCUCACUUCGAUCACGACGCGACUUUCUUUGUUGUCUCGCGGGGCAAUCAACCUACGUCUGUAUUCACCACCGAAUCCCCAUUUUCACAUGACCUGUGUCCUCGAAUUGUUCGACAUAUAAGAGACACCUCUCGACCACGCCUUACAUAGAAUCACUUUGACCUACGCUUAAACCAUCACGUUUGCCUUCACCCCCACAGCCAACAUGCCUGACGAACAUGAUGUCAAAGAUGAACACAAAGACAGCCAUGAAGAUGGUGGUGAGGAAGAAGAAGAGAUUGCCGCCAUGAAGAGGCGCGUCGCCGAGAUGGAGUCGGAAGCUGCUAAACUGCGCGAGAUGCAAAGUCACCUCGAACAAUCCUCAGAGAAUAUCCCCCGAGAAGACAGGGAAGAUGUGGACGCACGCAGCAUCUUUGUCGGCAAUGUGGACUACGGCGCAACUCCUGAAGAGAUCCAAGCACACUUCGCCAGCGGCCCAGGAUCGAUAAACAGAGUCACCAUCCUCCUGGACAAGUUUACUGGUCAUCCAAAGGGGUAUGCAUAUGUGGAAUUCUCGGAUCCAGGGCUGGUGGCUCAAGCAUUGGUGCUGAAUGAAAGCGUCUUCCGUGGCCGUAACCUCAAGGUCGUGCCAAAGCGUACAAACCUUCCGGGUAUGACUCGAGGCAGAGGAAGAGGAGGCCCCGCGCGUGGUGCUCGAGGGUCAUUUGGCGGACGAGGCGGCUUCGGUGGAGGCUAUGGGGGAUUCGCUGGCGGUGGCUAUGGUGCUCCACGAGGCGCCCCUCGAGGCGGCUUCAGAGGGCGUGGCCGUGGAUAUGCACCGUACUAAGAGAAGAUUGAGAAAAACUCUUGUUUCGGCUUCCACCAACUUGUCCACGACGAGGCACGCGACACUGUUCAGGGCCAAAGAGUUCACGGCCGAGACAACAAGGAAUGCUAGCAGCAUUGGCGCUGAGCUUUUCCAGCAUAUUGGGGCCCAGCAUUGGGUCAACUGCGACCUACCACAUUUUUCAAGUGGCACGCUGGAAUUAAUGGCUCAUCAAUACUUGGGCUUCUCAAAUCAAUAUUGGAAGGGGACUUGGGGCCUGAAGGCUUUUGUAAGAUUUAUGGAAUCAACAUGGGCUGAGAUCCAAGGACGUCACUGCAACUGCGACCAAAUCUCUCUACAGUUGAGACAAUACGCAGAUUAAUAAUGGCAUGAGGAUUUGGUCCUGAUGAGCGGGAUCUUUCCUUGCCCUAAGAUUCAGCGUGUGUUGUUGGACUUAUAAAACUGCCCGGUGCUCGAGUUUUCGACGGCGG